GAUAAGACCACGCACGUUCUUGAGGUAGCUCGAUCAUAUUCAGUAUAUAAACCGAUUACUGUUGAAUCCAGAAUCAUUCCAGAACUUAACUCAUUCAGAAACAUUUGUUUCCAAACUCCAAACAAUCAGCAAUCAUGAAGUGCAUCGCAGCUGUAGUCAUGAUGGUCCUGGCGGUAGCCGCCGUUGAGGGGACCUACUACCCGCUGGCUUACUCCGCUCCUCUGGCCUACAGCGUUGCUCCAACCGUUGUCCAGCAAAACCACGGAUACGGAUACCCAUUGGCCUACUCCGGAUACGGAUAUGGAGGAUACGCUCCGAUUUCCUAUGCUUCCCAGGCUUCCGUUGUCCCAACUGCCUAUGCCGCCUACGCCGCCCCAGCUCCAGUGGCCGUCGUUGCCCAGCGUGAAGCUCGUUAUGUGGCCGCCAACCGUGGAGCCGUCCAUGAUGCCCCUCUCCAGGGACAUGCCGUCUCCCAGCAGUCCCUGAACCUGCAACCCGCCCCAGGAACUCUGUAAAAAUGAGUGCUGAAUGCUGUCGAAGCUUAUUUGGACCUGAUGUUGUAAAAUUUGAAUUUGAAGUUGUAAUAAAUGUGAUAUUUAUUGAAAUUUGCAAAA
Messenger RNA from Uranotaenia lowii, 614 nucleotides. Its product is annotated as adult cuticle protein 1-like. The record is from RefSeq and is a predicted model, not a curated record. The coding region runs from base 135 to 515 and encodes 126 amino acids. NCBI's taxonomy places the organism in Eukaryota, Metazoa, Arthropoda, Insecta, Diptera, Culicidae. The transcript has 2 exons.